AUGUUUGCUUGGCUUCAAACUAAACCAAAGGAAACGCAUGCGAUGGACAGUGUCGGCUGGUUAAGAGCUGCAGUUCUAGGUGCAAACGAUGGUAUUUUAUCUUUAUCUGGUUUAUUGAUUGGAAUAUCAUCAGCUGAAGCCUCUCGGCGAAGCAUCACCUUAGCAGGGGUUUCUGGUUUAAUUGCUGGCGCCAUGUCCAUGGCUGCUGGCGAAUAUGUUUCUGUUAGUUCUCAGGCAGAUUUAGAGAUGGCGGAUUUAAAUUUGGAGAGACAAGAGGUGGAACAACAUUGGGAUGAAGAGGUGGACGAGUUAACUCAUGUCUAUGUUACUAGAGGUUUAGAGCAAGGCUUAGCACGCACAGUCGCCAUCAAGCUAAUGGAGCACGAUGCUUUAGAGGCGCAUGCUCGUGACGAGUUGGGCAUCAACAUGUAUUCCGUAGCAAAACCAUUACAAGCAUCCGUUUCGUCCGCUGCAGCAUUUUCAGCAGGUGCAAUUUUACCUUUGAUAACCGCUCUUUUAAGUCCUGUAGAACAUGUUAACAUAAUUCUGACUUUUUCAACUUUGUUUUUCCUCGCAUUCCUGGGAUUGGUCGGCGCUCACAUUGGAGGUGCUAACAAAAUGCGAGCUAUAUUCAGAGUCACCGUUUUGGGCGUUUUAGCCUUGGCCGUAACUUCCUUAGUGGGAAAAUUUUUUGAAGUUCAGGCGUAA
Molecule: messenger RNA, 708 nt
Organism: Schizosaccharomyces cryophilus OY26
Lineage: Eukaryota; Fungi; Ascomycota; Schizosaccharomycetes; Schizosaccharomycetales; Schizosaccharomycetaceae
Product: ferrous iron transporter Pcl1
Exons: 1
Coding region: 1-708 (235 amino acids)
Biological process (GO): intracellular manganese ion homeostasis
Cellular component (GO): membrane
Molecular function (GO): manganese ion transmembrane transporter activity; iron ion transmembrane transporter activity
Source: RefSeq, a predicted model, not a curated record